CAAACAAAAUAGCCAACACAAUCAAAACUCCUCAAGUUUUAAAGGGUAGAGGGGAGUAUAACUGUGCAAGGACCCUCAAAUCCCGGAAAAAAAUAAACACCCCCAAAAAAAUCAUAAGAAAAGUCUCCUUUGUUUCUCUUUUAAUAUUUCCCUUUAUUUUUAUAGAAAUAGUAUCCCAUAAUAAAAAGCUGAAAAGGAGCACCAACAAGAUCCACCUCGAACACCCCUCCUCCACCACCCACCACCCCUUCUCCGUAUUUUUUCUCUCUCCUCCAUAACCAACAGCUCAAACAAGCAUUUUUAUUGAGAUUAUUUCUUGUUACCAUUCUAUAAAGAGAGAUAAUUACAUGGAAUUAUCUCAAUUGUCUUAUUUCUUCAAUUAUUAUUCUUAAUAAAACCCCACUAAUCUUCACUUGUACUAGUAUAUCCACAAAUUUUUUUUCCCACCAAAAUUGAAAUUGAGCCAUACCCAUUUGAGAAAGUACACUAAUUUUGUUGGGUAUUUGUUCAAUUUGUGUAAGAGUGUACAAAUUGUACCAAAAAAAAAAAAAAGAAAAAAAAAAGACUUACAUAUAAGAGUGGAAAAAUUAAAAAAAAAAUAUGAGGGAAGAAGACUCAAAUUGGUUUUCAAGGUGGGAUGAGGAUCUUCCAUCCCCUGAUGAGCUAAUUUCUAUAUCUCAAACGCUGAUUACCCCCGAUCUUGCCUCGGCUUUCGAUAUCCACAGCCCCCGGAGCAACGGGAACACCCCUAUAUCCAUCCUUCACCACCAUUCGGCGUCGUCGCCGCAGCUGCUAAGUCAUUACCAUCACCAUGGACAGCAGCAGCAGAGCAGCUCAGCGCCCCAACAGCCCCCUCCCCAGCCCAAUUCAUCUGAGUUUGACUCAUCCUCAGCCGAGUUGGGCGGGGGUGGUGGUGGUGGAGGCGGCGGGGCCACUUCAGGGGGUGGGGCCGACGAGCCAGCGAGGACCCUGAAGAGGCCCCGCCUCGUGUGGACCCCACAGCUCCACAAGAGAUUCGUGGAUGCUGUGGCCCACUUGGGUAUCAAGAAUGCUGUACCCAAGACUAUAAUGCAGCUGAUGAGCGUGGAUGGGCUGACGAGGGAGAAUGUUGCCAGUCAUCUUCAGAAAUAUCGCCUUUAUCUGAAAAGGAUGCAAGGGCUCAACAAUGGUGGAGGAGGCGGAGGUGGAGGUGUUGCUGGUGGGCCUAACGGUGGUCUUACAGGAUCAGGUGACGCUGCCACAGAUCAUUUGUUCGCCAGCUCACCAGUGCCAGCCCAUUUCUUACACCAGAAUGGACCCGGAGGAGGUGGUGGCGGGAGGCCCAAUUCAGACCAUUUUAUGCCUUAUAUGCCUGUGGCGGCUCUCAACCACCAUCAGAUGGCAGCAGCAGUGGCAGGCCACCAGCAGAUUCAAGCCCAAUACCAACAUCAUCAUCACAGGCAGAUGGGCCAUUUCGGGUCUGCCCAAGGUAAUGGGCAGUUUGACCACCCAUUUUUAUCAAGGCAAGCCCAUUUGGGCCCAACCAGGAAUGGGAUGAUGCAGAGUAAUUCUGGGUUUGUGGAAGAUGUGGAGUCUGGUACAGCCAACAAUGGUGGCAGGAAAGUCCUCACUCUCUUUCCUACUGGGGAGGAUUAGUAAAAAAAAAUUGAAAAAAUAAAAAUAAUUAUGAUAAACAUUUCAUCAAUUGCAAAAAAAAAUAAAAAUUGGAUCAUAAUUCCUAUGAUUAACUUGGGAUUAUUUGUUGGAUUCUAGUUAAUUAAUUGCCAAUUAGUGUUUGGUGAUGGGUAAUUUAGUCCCAUUUUAGAUAGGGUGUUGUGUUAAUUCUGGCUUCUUUGGACAUAAUUAAGCUUCUAUUAUGAUUAUAAUUAUUAUUAUUAUUAAUCAAGGUGUAAUUAAGGAAAGGUUAUCCUAUCCUAUAGAGGUGUUAAAUCAUUUUCACAUUCUCUUUUUAUUAGGCUUUUUCUAGUGAUCGACUGAGUAACUUGAUCAUGAUGUUACUUUUGGAGGCAACCUGCAAUCAUACAUCUUGUUGUUUUUGAGUAUGUGAUCAUGUCCUCAUUAUAGAUACUUCAAUGAGUUCAAUCAAGAUCAUGUCUUGGAUCAUCAUGGUUCCAAUAGUUGGACCGCGGCCACAAAAUCGCCUUUUUCCGGUAAUGCCAGGGAAAAAAGCGCCUCCAACCUCGGCCACCCCUUCGUCGUUCAACUGGGGCCUUCAUCUAGUGAUCCCCUGUAACAGUUCAAGUGUAGUUUUUAUUUUUAUUUUUAUUGGGUUCUUCCUUGUUGUAAAUUGUGUCAUUCCAUAUAUUAAAAAGCCUCUGAUUUUCAUGA
Messenger RNA from Spinacia oleracea (spinach), 2328 nucleotides. Its product is annotated as transcription factor MYBC1. The record is from RefSeq and is a predicted model, not a curated record. The coding region runs from base 601 to 1635 and encodes 344 amino acids. Gene Ontology annotation, molecular function: DNA-binding transcription factor activity; DNA binding. The transcript has a single exon. Gene Ontology annotation, cellular component: nucleus. Gene Ontology annotation, biological process: regulation of DNA-templated transcription. NCBI's taxonomy places the organism in Eukaryota, Viridiplantae, Streptophyta, Magnoliopsida, Caryophyllales, Amaranthaceae.